AUGUCUGCCCACACAACUGUAGACAUUGACCAGUCACUUCUUCUUCAUCCCCUCGGUGGAAUCGUCGACAUUGAAGAUGACGAUGAACCAGAAGACGAUGAUCAACCGUUGACAUCUGAUGACGACGAUAGUGAUGAUGACAGUAGUGAUGGUUACAUGUCUCAUCGUAGAAGUUUAUUUUCGUUUGGUCGAUCUGGUCGGUCUGAUCGGGAUGAGCAGCCGACUGAUGACAUAUCUGAUGGGUCCGGUACAGGGAUUUCUGCGACCCCUGAGACUCCCCAGGCCUCCAGUAGUUCACGGGCUAGAAGGCCCAGAGGCCCUACAGUUGCCCACAUCUGGGCCAACUCGACUAGGGAAGCACAUGGGAGGAUUGUCUUUCAGAGGAUGCCUAAUGGUACUUUGAUGGAGCCAGUGGGCCUGGCCAAAGCCUGCACUAAAGCAUUUAAGAUGGUGGAUAACCCAGGCGGGUACACUUGGAGGUUGACUCCCCCGGCUGUGAAGGAUUCGUACUUUGACGAAUUACAUAAAGAGUUUGCUUGGUCGCCUGAGGACGAGCUUCUGGUCAGGGCGAUGUGGAAACAGAAAGCCAACAAGAGGUACAGUGACAUGAUGAGCGACUACAAGAGGAAGCUUAGGGCUAGUACCGAUGAAGGUCGGGGGAUGGAUAGACCCCUCUGGAUGUCUGCCGAAUUUUGGACAGGACUCCAGGCAUACUGGAGUCAGGAGGCUGUUCAGGCCGUUUCCCAGCGAGCACGUGCGAACCGGAUGUCUGAGCCCGAUGGACCCGGUACAGGGAUUAGCAGGGACGUGGGAGGGUCUCAGUGCACUCGUAUCCUGCAGCAGAGUCUGAGCUUGGAGACUGGACUCCCCCCGGCUGCACAGAACUAUAGCACCUUCCUCCGCCUCCACAUGCGCGAGGAUGGAACUUUUCUAUCACCGAGGGAUGAGAGACUAGAUGCGGAGAUUCGUCGCAUUGCUGUUGAGACUGGGCGAGAGGACCGACUGCCUGAGAUCUACUUGGAGGUCGUACGGCCCGACAGGUCCCGGCUCUACGGCACUGGAAGUGCCGGUAGGAACCAGGUUAGUAGGGGGUCUACUCAAAGCACAUGCACUUCCAUGAUGUCUCAGCAGCUGUAUAAGACACGGAUCUCCACGCUGGAAGAGCGCCUUCAGGCCGAACAAGCAGCACGUGAGACCGAACGAGAGGCUUGUCGAGCAGAACGUGAGGCCCUCGAGCAGCGUAUGGCUCAAUUCGAGGAGUUCAUAAGGCGGUCGGAUCAGCUACCUUGAGCAGCACUUCAUGUUUUGGAACUAUUAAUUUCAUGUUUUGGACUAUUUAAUUCAUGUUUUGGAACUAUUUGUUUGAACUAUGUGUAGGAACAAAAUUACACUUGCACUUUCUUUUUACAUUUAUGUUAUGUUGAGCAACUAUUAAUUUCAUGUUUUCAAACAA
Molecule: messenger RNA, 1453 nt
Organism: Salvia miltiorrhiza (redroot sage)
Lineage: Eukaryota; Viridiplantae; Streptophyta; Magnoliopsida; Lamiales; Lamiaceae
Exons: 6
Coding region: 1-1290 (429 amino acids)
Source: RefSeq, a predicted model, not a curated record